AUGGGUGCGCUAUCAAAGUAUGCGGAUGACAACUCCACAGAAUCUACCCAUUUGAGCAUCUUAGAACAAGUCCUUGACAGUGAAAGCUCUGCUAGAGAAUCCUUAGUUUACAGCUAUAAAAACAGUUUUGAUGGAUUUGCAGCUAAACUAACAGAGAAAGAGCAAAGAAUGAUAAGAGGCAUGAAAAAUGUAGUCUCUGUAUUUCCAAGUACAACCAUACAACUUCACACAACAAGAUCAUGGGAUUUCUUAGGUUUCUCAACCACUGUUAGAAGAAUGCCUAACGUUGAGAGUGAUGUCAUUGUUGGCGUGAUUGACAGUGGCAUCUGGCCUGAAUCUGAGAGCUUCAGUGAUAAUGGAUUCGGUCCUUCCCCGAGCAAAUGGAAGGGUAUUUGCCAAAACUUCACCUGUAACAACAAGAUUGUUGGGGCACGAUUUUACAAUGUCGAAAAUAUAUACAACGAAGAGGAAGAGAAGUCCCCUCGUGAUUUUGAAGGACAUGGAACACACACUGCUUCUACAGUAGCCGGUGUUGAAGUUAAAGAUAUAAGCCUUUUUGGCAUUGCUAAAGGGACUGCAAGAGGAGGUGUUCCCUCUGCAAGGAUCGCUGUCUACAAAGUCUGUUGGAGUUUUGGUUGCAAUGACCAUGAUAUCCUGGCUGCAUUUGAUGAUGCAAUUAAGGAUGGUGUUGAUAUCUUAUCAGUUUCCAUUGGGAGUGAAUUUACUAAAGUUUUUACGAAGGAUCCCAUUGCAAUUGGAGCAUUCCAUGCAAUGGAGAAAGGGAUCCUUACCUCCACAUCUGCUGGAAACAAUGGACCAAACAUGUUUACCAUCCCAAAUGUUGCCCCUUGGAUGUUAACUGUAGCAGCAAGCAGCACUGAUCGUCGGAUCAUCAACAAUGUCACAAUAGGCGAACAGAUUACCAUGGUGGGACAUGCUGUAAACACUUUCCCAACAAAGAAAAAGGCGUCCCCAAUUUUAUAUGCAGGUGAUCAUGCAGCACCUAACUCUAGCAGGGACGAUGCGAGGGCAUGUAAUCCUGGCUCUUUGGACAAACAAUCAGUGAAAGGGAAGAUUGUUUUCUGCGAUACAUUGGCUGAUGGUAAUGGGCCCGCCCUUGCUGAUGCUCAAGGAAUGGUGAUGGUAGAUGAUAAUGGAUCUGAUGAUACAGCCUAUACUUUUCCUUUACCAUCAACAUCUGUCAGCAUUGCUGAUGGUGAAAAAUUAAAGCACUAUUUGAAUACUACCAGAAUCCCCGUGGCAAGGAUCUACAAAAGUCAAGAUAUUCAUGAUCCUAAAGCUCCACAAGUGGUUUCAUUCUCUUCCAGAGGACCCAACCCUCUUUCACCAAAUAUACUCAAGCCGGACUUAAGUGCCCCGGGUGUAGACAUCUUAGCAGCAUGGUCUCCGAAAGCCUCAGUUUCAGGUUUUGAAGUUGACAAGCGCUACGUAAUGUACAACAUUAUAUCUGGAACAUCCAUGUCUUGCCCUCAUGCAACUGCUGCUGCUGUCUAUGUCAAAACUUUUAACCCCUCAUGGUCCCCUGCCGCUAUUAAAUCUGCUCUCAUGACAACAGCUUCUUCCAUGAAGGACUCCCAUCAUAUAGAAUCUGAAUUGGCUUAUGGCUCUGGUCAAAUUAAUCCACUAAAGGCUACCCAUCCAGGUCUUGUAUAUGAUACCCUGAAAACUGAUUAUAUACAAGGGUUGUGCAACUUGGGUUUUAAUCCAGAUGAAAUUAAUGCCAUUGGUGGAGAGAAUGUCACUUGUGCGAAGGAAAAUGGAACCGAUGCUCUUUUAAACUAUCCUUCUAUGGGUGCUUCAGUUCUUGUUGGAGUACCAAUCGAUAUAUAUUUCCCGAGGACAGUUACCAAUGUUGGCUUACCAAAUUCUACAUACAAGGCCAUAGUUGGACACCAAAAACUACUAAAUGUUACUGUUAAUCCCAGUGUUCUAUCUUUCAAGUCUUUGAACGAGAAGCAGCAGUUCACUGUACAUGUAACCGGGCCAGGAAUUGGCCUAGAUUCAAUCAUCUCUACUUGGUUACUAUGGUCUGAUGGGAUACAUAAGGUAAGAAGUCCCAUUGCCUUGUGGACCUAUCAAUGAAAAGAAUUGUUUGCAUUGAUGUGUAAAAUUUGUCUUUGAAGCUCUAAUCAAAUGAAGACAAUCAAGUUUUCUUGUAAUCUUUAUCUUAUAUAUUUGUA
Macadamia integrifolia is the source of this 2201-nucleotide messenger RNA. RefSeq names its product subtilisin-like protease SBT4.3. The record is from RefSeq and is a predicted model, not a curated record. Gene Ontology annotation, molecular function: serine-type endopeptidase activity. Bases 1 to 2103 code for a protein of 700 amino acids. NCBI's taxonomy places the organism in Eukaryota, Viridiplantae, Streptophyta, Magnoliopsida, Proteales, Proteaceae. Gene Ontology annotation, biological process: proteolysis. The transcript is spliced from 9 exons.